UUCGGAAAGCGUCGUGGGCAUAGUAACAGCGCCAUAUUGGAUUAAGUGACAGCACAUAAUCACUUGUACUGUUUUAUUUAUUAAUAUUUUUUAAGCCCACGGCCAAAAUGACAGUUAAUUUGGAAGAAUACUUUGCAACAACUUUCGAGGACAAGCUCCUUGUAAAGAUGCCAGAGCGGGAAGAUGACCAUCUUACUCCUGCUACCCGGCUCUUGGAGAAGAGGCGUGAGAUGGCUGAAGUUGAACAGGCUCUGGCAGCACAAAAAGAAGAGUUUCAAAUGAAAAUGGAAAGUUUACAACAGAGAAGAGAGGAGUUGGAAAGAAAGGAAUUUCAACUAAAAGAAGCUCUUUUGAAGUUUGAUAAAUUUCUCAAGGAAAAUGACUCCAAAAGGUCAAGAGCUGUCAAGAAAGCCAAUGAUGAGAUUGAUCUGCGUAAACAAAAGGAAAAAGACAUAGACAAGUUAAGAGAAGAGACGUCAGAGUUUGCCAAGCAGAGGGAAAAGCUCCAAACAAAACUGGAAAAACAUGUAAUCUUCCAGAAGUAUUUAGACAAGGUCUUGGAGACUUCAGAAGAAUUUAGUGAAAUCCGAGAAGUGAUUGCAAGAUAUGCAACGCUCACUGCUACUCAUGAGGAUUUAUUGGAGAGAGAUCAAGCUAAUCAAGAAAAAAUUGAAAAAAUGAGACAGGAUUUAAUGAAAUACACAGAAGAUAAGCACAAUGAAAUCUUAGGCUAUAACAACCGUUUAUCAAGUCUCCAAACAAGAUUAGACAAAGCCCAGAGUGCUGCAGUAAAAUGGGAAUCAAAGUGGACCCACAUCAAAAAUACUGCUGCCAAGAAAACUCUUAUAUUAGGUCAAAUUAAGAUGGCCACCCAUAAUUUAUUCAUGUUGGUAAACAAACACCAGAAACAAGGCCAAACAGAAAUGACAGAGGAUACUAAUGAACAGUUGAACAAGAUUCAGACAUUCAUCCAGGACUUGACACAAAUCACUACAGAAAUUAAGAGGUCAGAGGCAGCAGCUACAUCUAUAGGAGGAACAUCAACACAAUAGACAUACAGGGAUAUGUAUAUGUAUGUGACAGAACUGAGCAUGAAUGCAGAAAUAAUUUCAAAAUAUUAUGGUGCCAAUGUACAUUGUGAAAUAUUUAACACUGUUCAUGUAUGGUUUGCCACAUAUUGAUCAUAACUGGAAACAUUUCAGCUUGGAAGCAAUUUGGUUUUAUUAUAUGAAAACAGUAAUUUUGGGUGCAAUCUAUCCAAGUUAAAUGCUGUCACAAAAAUGUGAUAUGAUCUGCAGUAAAACAUCCGUCAGCUUAUGUUUAUUUUAGUAAUAAUGAUACAUGUAAAUAUAGCUAUGACUGCUCUUAUGAUAAGUGAUGUUUAUGUAAUAAUAAAAU
Messenger RNA from Lingula anatina, 1398 nucleotides. RefSeq names its product coiled-coil domain-containing protein 42 homolog. Lineage: Eukaryota; Metazoa; Brachiopoda; Lingulata; Lingulida; Lingulidae. The record is from RefSeq and is a predicted model, not a curated record.